AUGCAGUGCCGCCGGCAGGAGCACCAGGACAUGCACCGGCUCAAGUUCUUCUGCAAGAACUGCAGCUUCAGUGCGGGCGGGUACGCGUGCGAGGUCUGCAAGGUCCGCUUCAACAUGCAGUGCCGCCGGCAGGAGCACCAGGACAUGCACCGGCUCAAGUUCUUCUGCAAGAACUGCAGCUUCAGUGCGGGCGGGUACGCGUGCGAGGUCUGCAAGGUCCGCUUCAACAUGCAGUGCCGCCGGCAGGAGCACCAGGACAUGCACCGGCUCAAGUUCUUCUGCAAGAACUGCAGCUUCAGUGCGGGCGGGUACGCGUGCGAGGUCUGCAAGGUCCGCUUCAACAUGCAGUGCCGCCGGCAGGAGCACCAGGACAUGCACCGGCUCAAGUUCUUCUGCAAGAACUGCAGCUUCAGUGCGGGCGGGUACGCGUGCGAGGUCUGCAAGGUCCGCUUCAACAUGCAGUGCCGCCGGCAGGAGCACCAGGACAUGCACCGGCUCAAGUUCUUCUGCAAGAACUGCAGCUUCAGUGCGGGCGGGUACGCGUGCGAGGUCUGCAAGGUCCGCUUCAACAUGCAGUGCCGCCGGCAGGAGCACCAGGACAUGCACCGGCUCAAGUUCUUCUGCAAGAACUGCAGCUUCAGUGCGGGCGGGUACGCGUGCGAGGUCUGCAAGGUCCGCUUCAACAUGCAGUGCCGCCGGCAGGAGCACCAGGACAUGCACCGGCUCAAGUUCUUCUGCAAGAACUGCAGCUUCAGUGCGGGCGGGUACGCGUGCGAGGUCUGCAAGGUCCGCUUCAACAUGCAGUGCCGCCGGCAGGAGCACCAGGACAUGCACCGGCUCAAGUUCUUCUGCAAGAACUGCAGCUUCAGUGCGGGCGGGUACGCGUGCGAGGUCUGCAAGGUCCGCUUCAACAUGCAGUGCCGCCGGCAGGAGCACCAGGACAUGCACCGGCUCAAGUUCUUCUGCAAGAACUGCAGCUUCAGUGCGGGCGGGUACGCGUGCGAGGUCUGCAAGGUCCGCUUCAACAUGCAGUGCCGCCGGCAGGAGCACCAGGACAUGCACCGGCUCAAGUUCUUCUGCAAGAACUGCAGCUUCGUCUCCAGAAACAGGUUGGAUAACUCUUAUUAUUGUCUAUGA
Cydia splendana is the source of this 1137-nucleotide messenger RNA. RefSeq names its product zinc finger protein 573-like. Gene Ontology annotation, cellular component: nucleus. The transcript has 10 exons. The record is from RefSeq and is a predicted model, not a curated record. NCBI's taxonomy places the organism in Eukaryota, Metazoa, Arthropoda, Insecta, Lepidoptera, Tortricidae. The coding region runs from base 1 to 1137 and encodes 378 amino acids. Gene Ontology annotation, biological process: regulation of transcription by RNA polymerase II. Gene Ontology annotation, molecular function: RNA polymerase II cis-regulatory region sequence-specific DNA binding; DNA-binding transcription activator activity, RNA polymerase II-specific.